This is a messenger RNA of Mollisia scopiformis, 2346 nucleotides long. RefSeq lists its product as uncharacterized. Lineage: Eukaryota; Fungi; Ascomycota; Leotiomycetes; Helotiales; Mollisiaceae. Gene Ontology annotation, molecular function: metal ion binding; ATP binding. The record is from RefSeq and is a predicted model, not a curated record. The transcript has 3 exons. The coding region runs from base 260 to 2239 and encodes 659 amino acids.
CGUCGGACAUGUUGAUUCUAAACAAAUUAGAGGCUUGAAAGGAAAGUUUCCACACGUCAAUGUGUCGUCAAGGUUGUCAUGAAGUAAGUUUGAAGCUUGCACUAAGGCACAGUGAUGGCGGAAAUAGCCUCGGCUUGAGUACACCACGUUUUGGCGGGGUAGCGAGCGGGCUCCACAGCCAGACGUGGAUUUCUGAAGCCCAACAAAGCACGAGUGAGGACAAAUUUUAGAUAUUCAUUCGAUGCCCAUUCCACCAACAAUGGCAUCUGCACCUGACACUAGACGACGACCCAUAAAACGCCUCCUUGUUGCAAAUCGGGGAGAAAUUGCAACUCGAAUCAUAUCUACAGCACGAGAGCUAGACAUCGAGACUUGCUCAAUUUACACCACCAAUGAUACAUCUCAUACUCACGGAUCCACAUAUUCAAUCCGGCUUAAAUCACCGGCUUCAUAUCUAGAUAUACCAGAACUAGUCGACAUCGUUAAGAAGUACAAGAUAGACACCGUUCAUCCCGGAUAUGGCUUUUUAUCGGAAUCCCCCGAGUUUGCUCAGCGGAUGUGGGACGAAGCAGGAGCUCUCGUGAUCGGACCGGGACCAGAGAUCCUUGACAGAACUGGAGAUAAACUGCAAGCAAGACUACUUGCUGAAGAGUGCGGCGUUCCUGUCCUUUCUGCUUUGAGGACUCCCACCAAUGAUGUUGGAAUUUUACAAAAGUUCGCUGCUUCGGUUGGGUACCCUAUAAUUAUCAAAGCAGUGGAUGGUGGAGGUGGUCGAGGCAUUAGAAUCGUAAGGAAAGAAGACGAAUUAUCAUCUCUGGCAAGGAGGGCAUUACAAGAAAGUCCAAGUGGGAUGGCGUUUGCAGAAAAGGCAGCAAUUGAGGGUUACCGACAUGUCGAAGUCCAGAUUGUGGGCGAUGGAAAAGGAAACGUGCGUCAUCUAUGGGAGAGAGAAUGCAGCAUCCAAAGGAGAUUCCAAAAGGUUGUGGAGUUUGCUCCAAGUUCUGUACGGGAUCGGAAAUUGGUAGGCGAAGUGAUCAAGGCCGCUGUAAAGAUGGCGCGAAAGGUCAAUUACUCCUCACUGGGAACUUUCGAGUUUCUGGUCAAGGCCUCGCCCCCUGAGUUUUAUUUCCUCGAAGUCAAUCCGAGACUUCAAGUUGAACAUACAAUUACUGAGUCGAUAGCUAUGGGCAUUGAUCUUGUUCAAAUGCAGCUACUUCUGGCUCAAGGGCAAUCACUCUCUUCGCUCCCGAUCUCCAAAAUUCCUGAAGAUCCUGAGACGCCUCCUCCAUUUCACUCUCUUCAGCUUCGAGUCACAGCUGAGCAUGUCUCACAUGACUGGUCUCUGAGUGUCGGCAAGAUCAAUUCAUUCCGAUUUCCGGCGGGUAAUGGCAUCAGAGUAGAUAGCCAUCUACUUCCGGCUCAGCAAACUGUGGUUGGUACAGACUUCGACAGCUUGAUCGCGAAGAUCAUCAUUACUGCGCCAACCUGGAAAGAUGUGGUCAGGAAAGCGAAGAGAGCCUUAGCUGACACAUACAUUGAAGGCAUCAAGACCCAUUUAGAUGUCUUGCGGGGUAUCGUUGCAAGUGAAGCAUUUCUAAAACAAGAAUGCGACACGAGAUGGCUGGAAACGAACCUGCCUACUGUGCUGGAGGAAGGAUUACGCAUAUCUAAGACUACAACACAAAUAUCACUAGCAAGUGAUUCAAGUGCGGCGAACAACUCGGUGUCAGCAGCAUCAAACGUCCUGUUUCGGAAAGGAGAUGCAUGGUCCAUCUCUCUUACCCCUGAGUCCUCGCCUAGAAGCGAAGCGACACCAACACCAUCUCAUCUACAACUUACCCGUGUGUUAAGAAACGAAUUCCCUUCCUCACUUACAGCUUCUAUACUCUACAAUACACCAGAAUCUAAGGCACCAACUCCAUACCUGCUGACUCUUGCCUCGACCACUGCGUCCUUCGGUUCUCUCACCAGUGCUGCAACUCAUAGACGGGGCGAUCCAGGUAAUCAGAAUCAUAUCACUCUUCCCUUUGCUGGGAAGCUGAUGGAGUUACUGGUUGAUGAAGGCGAUGAGAUUUUGAAGGGCGAGACCGUGGCGGUAGUGAGGCAGAUGAAGAUGGAAUUGGAAAUCAGAGCGAGCAAAGGUGGGAAAGUGAUUUGGGUGUAUGAGGGGGAGGAGGGAGAUGACGUGGGGGAAGGAGUAUUAGUCGCCGAGAUAGAGGGCAAUGCUUCGAGAUUAUAGAGAUGAUGCAGGUUGAAACGAUCAAUAAUCGAGCCUUUGAAAGUUUCAGGGUUGAAGCCUUAAACGCGUCCUUUGCGUCCUCAGCUUCAAGUUACGUAGAAUCGUCG